AUGUCAAACACGACAAAUGGCGCCAAUGGCGCUUUCACGGAAUCUAAUGUCACUUCCGAAGUGGACAGAAUACUGAACAUGGUCAACGUCAAUGCCUUCAUUAAAGGGGACACAUCACAGGCACCAUCCGCAAAUCCCAAUGCACCAGCAGUCAGAGGGCCUGGUAGAAUGCUUGAAACGUCCCAAGUGCCAAAUCCAUCGGCAGUCGCACAGCCAGGGAUACCAGCAGUCACCUCUACCCUAGCCGAAUUCAUUGCCUCUGCAAGACCUUCACUCCUGAAUUCAACACUGCGAGAACAGCUGUCCGAAUGUAUACUCGAUUACCUGGCUGUUACUGCCGCGGGCGCAACACUCGCUCCAUCCUCAGAGCCCAUCCUGAAGGGUACCUUAGCGUUCAAUCACAAUCAUACUCUUCCCAAAGGCAGAGGCUGCACCGUCAUUACUCAGGGGCAAACAUACCCACCCCACAUCGCAGCCCUAUUCAACGCAACAUACGGACACAGUCUUGACUUCGACGACACACACGCUGAAUCCUCUUUACAUGCUGGAGUCACAGCCAUCUCCACCGCACUCGCAGAAGCAGAAUGCCAGCUCCGACGAAGUCAAAAUCAAUCCGCGAUAACGUCCGACGACCUCCUCCUUUCCAUCCUGCUGGGGUACGAAAUCACUAUUCGUAUCGGCAUCGCCCUAUCGACAGCCUCAUACUCACGAGGCUUCCACAAUACAUCUGUCGCAGGGAUAUUUGGCUGCGCUGCAGUGCUCUCUGUCCUCCGUCGUCUCCCCUCCUCAACUAUCGCCAACGCCUUCGGGCUCGCCGGUAGUAAAGCCGCGGGGUCAAUGCAAUACCUCGCCAAUGGCAGCCACAACAAACGUCUCCAUGCCGGUUUUGCUGCACACGAUGCGUUUCUCUGCGUUUCCCUUGCGGAAGCUGGAGUGAUCGGUGCUGACGCGAUCAUUGAGGGUGAUCUUGGUUUGUUGCAAGGGUACACAGACCGAGAUCGUGCAGAUGUCGACUGGGACAGGCUAAUAAGCAACCUUGGUACGAAAUGGGAAUUUCAAGAUAGCGCAUUAAAACCCUAUGCUGGGUGUCGCAUGACCCAUGGCUUUGUCGAGCUGGCUGACAGUCUAGGGAAGCACAUCCGAGAAGGCAAGUUUGCAGAUAAAGGCGUAAUCAGCAAUGGUACGCUAGAUGGGAUCAAGAAGAUCAGGUGUAUCAUGCCAAAAGCGAAUAUGAUCCUGGUCGGGCAGAAGAUACCUAACAAGGUCCACCCGGAAAAUACUGUCGAUGCUCAGUUUAGUGCAUAUUACCAAGUCGCAAACGCGGUCGUGUAUGGCGGGACGCACGAUAUGGCCGCGUAUGCUCCUGAGAGACUCAAGGACGAGCAGAUACGAGGACUGUGUGAUAAGGUUGAAUGUGUAGUUGACGAAAGCAUGAAAGGCAUGAGUUGUCGGAUGGACGUCUUCCUGCAGGACGAGGAUGGAAAUACUGUCGAGUAUGUCAGACGUGAUGUGCCUGAGCCUUUAGGUGAAAGAAGUCAUCCUUUCGAGAGGCAAGGCGUGGAGAAGAAAUUUCUCGGGUUGAUGGGUCAGGUGUAUGGGCAGGAUUCUGAUAGAGGAAGGAGGGUCAUGGAACGGGUCGAAGAUCUUGCGUCCAAGGAUGGCAAGGCUGAUGUGAAGGCUCUGAUGGACCUGCUGGCGAAGGGACCAGAUGCGACGGCGGCGCAAAUCCAAUAA
This is a messenger RNA of Lithohypha guttulata, 1734 nucleotides long. RefSeq lists its product as uncharacterized. Gene Ontology annotation, molecular function: lyase activity. The transcript has a single exon. Bases 1 to 1734 code for a protein of 577 amino acids. The record is from RefSeq and is a predicted model, not a curated record. NCBI's taxonomy places the organism in Eukaryota, Fungi, Ascomycota, Eurotiomycetes, Chaetothyriales, Trichomeriaceae.